Messenger RNA from Sphaerulina musiva SO2202, 306 nucleotides. RefSeq lists its product as uncharacterized. NCBI's taxonomy places the organism in Eukaryota, Fungi, Ascomycota, Dothideomycetes, Mycosphaerellales, Mycosphaerellaceae. The transcript has a single exon. The record is from RefSeq and is a predicted model, not a curated record. The coding region runs from base 1 to 306 and encodes 101 amino acids.
AUGGAAGGCGCGGCCGAUCGCGAACAGGGUCUAGGACGCAGGGAGAGUCUGAAAGCCAAGUUCAAUUUUCGCGGGCACCAAAUGAAGGAAAAGACCAAGGACGUAUUUCGAAGAGGCAGCAACAGUUCGAAGCAGUCACUGCAAUCAUUGCGAUCGUUUCGAGGUGACAGCAUCUUCACAAUCAACAACGAUAUGAGCUUGAUAGAGGAUGGACCGGAAUGGGGUCCAGCCACGAUACCGCGAACACCCAAUCGAGCUUCGACAAUCACUACGGGAUCGACGAGCAAGAUCCGCCGAGAAAAGUAA